Messenger RNA from Neogale vison (American mink), 2949 nucleotides. It is a transcript of the gene GTF2E1, whose product is annotated as general transcription factor IIE subunit 1. The transcript has 6 exons. Bases 282 to 1598 code for a protein of 438 amino acids. The record is from RefSeq and is a predicted model, not a curated record. Gene Ontology annotation, biological process: transcription open complex formation at RNA polymerase II promoter; transcription initiation at RNA polymerase II promoter. Lineage: Eukaryota; Metazoa; Chordata; Mammalia; Carnivora; Mustelidae. Gene Ontology annotation, cellular component: transcription factor TFIIE complex.
UCCAAAGCCGGUCGCAGGAUUCAGGCGUUUUCUUUGUCGCACAAGUGGCGUGGCUCGUUUAAGCCGGUAGUUGAGGCGCUGAGGGCAGCUCUAGUGGGAGUGUUCGAGGAUUCGUUUUGAGAUUAUGUGUUGUGUUCUGCCAACUCUUGACAUGUAAAACAAGCAAACAAAAAACUGGGAUCAAGUACAAUCUAUAGGUCAAAUUGGAAAGAAGAACAAAGUAUACCCAGUUGCUAUGAUGCUAUUCCGGUGCUGAACCCAGUUGAAGUUCGCUGCUAAAGAUGGCAGAUCCUGAUGUCCUCACCGAGGUUCCCGCAGCAUUGAAGAGGUUAGCCAAGUAUGUGAUCCGGGGGUUUUAUGGCAUUGAGCAUGCUUUGGCCUUGGACAUCUUGAUCCGGAACCCCUGUGUCAAAGAGGAGGAUAUGCUGGAGCUGCUCAAGUUUGAUCGGAAGCAACUUCGAUCAGUUUUGAAUAAUUUAAAGGGAGACAAGUUCAUCAAAUGCAGAAUGAGGGUAGAGACUGCUGCAGAUGGGAAAACCACUCGCCAUAACUACUACUUUAUUAAUUAUCGCACUCUUGUUAAUGUGGUAAAGUAUAAAUUGGACCACAUGAGACGGAGGAUUGAAACUGAUGAGAGAGAUUCCACCAACCGGGCUUCCUUCAAAUGUCCUGUCUGUAGUAGUACUUUUACAGACUUAGAAGCUAAUCAGCUCUUUGAUCCCAUGACAGGAACUUUCCGCUGUACUUUUUGCCAUACAGAGGUAGAAGAAGAUGAAUCAGCAAUGCCCAAAAAAGAUGCACGCACACUUUUGGCAAGAUUUAAUGAACAAAUUGAACCCAUUUAUGCUUUGCUUCGGGAAACAGAGGAUGUGAACUUGGCCUAUGAGAUACUUGAGCCAGAACCCACAGAAAUACCAGCUUUGAAACAAAGCAAGGACCGGGCAGCAACUACUGCAGGAGCUGCUGGCCUGCCAGGUGGGCACCACCGGGAAGCAUGGGCCACCAAAGGUCCCUCCUAUGAGGACCUAUACACUCAGAAUGUUGUCAUUAACAUGGAUGACCAAGAAGAUCAUCGAGCCUCACUGGAGGGGAAAUCUGCCAAAGAGAGACCCAUUUGGUUGAGAGAGAGCACUGUCCAAGGAGCAUAUAGUUCUGAAGAGAUGAAGGAAGGUGGUAUAGAUAUAGACGCAUUUCAGGAGCGUGAGGAGGGCCGUGCAGGGCCAGAUGAUAAUGAAGAGGUCAUGCGAGCACUACUCAUUCAUGAGAAGAAGACCCCCUCAGCCACAGCAGGCUCAGUGGGGGCAGCUGCUCCCGUGACCACUGCCAAUGGCAGUGACUCAGAAAGUGAGACCAGUGAGUCAGACGAUGACUCCCCACCUCGACCAGCAGCUGUGGCAGCGCAUCAUCGGGACGAGGAUGAGGAGGAGGAUGAUGAGUUUGAGGAAGUAGCAGAUGAUCCCAUUGUUAUGGUGGCUGGCCGUCCGUUCUCCUACAGUGAAGUGAGCCAGCGGCCAGAGCUGGUGGCCCAGAUGACACCAGAGGAGAAGGAAGCAUACAUAGCAAUGGGACAACGCAUGUUUGAGGACCUUUUUGAGUGAGCUUUCCCUACCUUUUCUUCCUUUCUCUAAUGCUCAUUUCAAAAAGAAAUUUCUUACCGUUGAAGGAAAGUGUUUAAGUGGUAUUCUGCCCUUCUCAAAGUAAAGCAGCUAAACAGUAAUGGGAGAGAAGGUUUGAUUUUUAUGCCAGAAGCUUCCCCACAGGGUGGUUGGCUAUCUAAGCAUUUCCUUCCCUGCUGUUAUUACAGUAUUAAUAUCUUACUGUAUUUCAUAUUUACCCUAAUCUUUUUCCUUUUUGAGACCCAUUUUUCUCCCUUCUGAAAUGAGUGCAGGAGAUCUGUGCAGUAAAUUCUUCCCGUCUCCCUGUAGAAGCCCACUAUGAUCACUAAUUCACUGAUCACAUCCUUUUAAAAAUCUGGUCUGACCAAGCAUUCUAAACAAGUCCCAGUAUUGCUGCCAAGCAGCUUGGCAACAGACAAAUUAUUGAUGAGAGACAAAAAAAUCUUAAAACUGCAUAUUGCCACAUGGUUGAGGAUUGGAGUCAAUAUGUGAGGGAGGAAGAGGGAUAGGUAUGCCUAAAUCUCUUGAUUAAUAUCUAAACCAAAAUUUAUGUCCUUCAAAUUGACUUGACAGAGUCUGUUGUUUUGCUUAAUGCCUUUUGGUUUAGAUGUUGGAUGGUAGAAAACAGAAAGUAUACUUGGUAAACGCUUAAGAAGAAAUUAGGAAAAAAACAUGGAUAUGGGAACAAGGAGUUCCUACAGGGUUGAAGAGUGGAGAGCAUUGGGAACAGUGCCUUUUAGAAUCGCCUGAGUUUGUGCUGAUUUGUAAAUCCUUUAUCGAAAGCUAAGACUGGUCCCUUUCCUUCUCCUGUCUUCUACAGUUCUAUAAAUUGUCUAAUGAGGCCAUCCCAGCAGAAAUCAGCAUAUAACAAUUGAUAACUUCUCUCUUUUCUCUCAACAUCAUUGAAGUCCUUCUUUGUCUCUCUUUUUGAUUCUUGUCAGACAUGAUGUUUUAGAGUGCAUCCAGUACAUUGUUGAACAUUGUAACCUCAAGGAACAUAGUUUAUUUUUGGUUCUGAUCUGUAGCAUGGUAUUAUCCCCUAAAGCAGAACUUUAAAAAUAAAGAACUUUCAUGCGAGGGGCUAUAGCAAUUGUAUUUUUUAUAAUAUUUUUUCCUUGCAUUGUCAUUUUUAAGUAUUUAUCAUUUUAUAGUACAUGUGUGAAGAUAGAUUUUAGAGUAUCUGGUCCUUGUAUGAAGGGAUGGUUGCAUUUACCUAGGCUGUAUUCAUGACUGAUUAUUGACAAUAAAUCUAUUUUAUACUGACUGAAAUUUGUUAAUUUCUAGGUCUGUAACAUCUUGGAGCAUAAUUAAAAUGAAUACUCUUCCCAUUAAA